AGAUAUAAAUAUCGUCGGCGAGGGAAAAGCGGCAUGGCUGAGCCGCGCUUGCUAGGACGGCCAACACUUCUCAACUUAUACAAGUUCGACUCGAAUCUACACACGUUACCUCCGAGAGGACAGUCAUACCAAGAAAUAAUAGAUGUCGCACCAACCGGAACUCAUCUUUGUCUUGGAAUGAGCGUCUUUCGUUGCUUUUUUUCAUUCGUUCGCUUUUUCUUAUUCGGAGUUCAACGUAAAGGCCGGCACUGGGGUGAUAUUUUUAGUCCCUUAAACUCCCUCAACAAACACUGUAGGCUACUGCAGUGUUGGCAAGGAUGGCUUUUCAAUCGGCCCUCUUACCAAUAUUGGUCUUGGGACUGUUGACUAGUUUGGUGCGUUGUGCCCCCUUCCCUGGCAGGCUGAAUGGCACAAUGGAACGACACUGGGAGACACUCUACUCGCGGUCCUUGGCUCGGAUCCCUGGGGAGAAGAGAGAGAUAAACCGGGACAGCGACUAUCUUAUGGGCAUUAAACGGCUACGACGCCUUUAUUGCAAUGUAGGAAUUGGGUCAAUUCAAGUUUCACCCGAUGGGAGAAUAACAGGAGUGCACAGUGAAAACCGUUACAGUCUCCUUGAGAUAUCUCCAGUAGAGAGAGGAGUUGUGACAAUCUUUGGCGUCCAACGCGGUCUAUUCGUGGCCAUGAACAGCAAAGGGAAGCUGUACGGAUCUGUUCAUUACAACAACGAGUGCAAAUUCAAAGAAACUCUCCUGGCAAAUAAUUACAAUGCUUACGAAUCGGUGGCAUACCCGACGAUGUACAUUGGACUAAGCAAGACUGGUAAAACAAAAAGAGGAAACCGAGUGUCACCAGCCAUGACGGUGACGCAUUUCUUGCCAAGAAUCUGAGUCACUCAGAAAUAGACUUAACCUCAAUGUGGGGUGAGGGGGACUCAAAAUGAUGCACUUUCAACUGGAGUUUUAUGCAAGACUAAGUGUAUCAUCCCGUUGAAAUUGUAUGUAUACGUUUGUAUAUCUGUUUAUUUAUUAUGAAAAACAAUUUUGUAUUUGGGGGAAACAGGUCCUCACUUCAGGGGGAAUUUCAGAAAUCAACACAUUUWUUUWWUUURUUUUUAAUUUAUCAGAAGUCUGCUGCUAUUAAGUGUUUGGGUAAGUGAGAUUCCUUUGUUGAAUUAUGCUUUUCUUUGAAUUGUUUAUAGACAAAAUAUUCUACAGCGACAGAGCAAAGGAUACUUUUAUAUUCUUUUUCUUCUAUGGAAAUAACUUUAAAGUCUUAGACCGAAGUUCAAACAAGUGAAAUUAGAUCAAAUUAUUGGUUUUAGAAGCAGAAGCAAUUGUCCAAUGGCAGGACUCUUUGUAUGGCUUUGGAGUCUAAUUGAAACAGUAUCAGCUUGCUACUGGUUACAGAAAGAGCCACGGUGAAGUCCUACCCUCUCAAAUCUGUUUUUAGCUCUGCCAGGGGGUUGAACUUUGAACUUUUCUGCAGUCAAUCUUUGUCACAUCUAUAAGACUCUGGACAGAGAGAGGCAUCUUCUUGACAUUGUAUAAGCAGAGAAUUUGAGAGUUUAAAGGCAAGGUCAGUGUGCUGACACACAAGGCAGAAACCAUAGCCAUGGCUCUUUAACAUACAGCUUUUAUGAUGGGAAGUAAAAAAUCAAAGUCCUCAGCAGUAUGGAGGAUAUAUGGAUCUCAAAAGGAUUCAUUGAAAUCAUCACAAGUUCAGCAUCAGAGCUCCUCACUGAGUGCAAAAAAAGAAGGCAAGAUAAUGUAAAGAUUGUCAAAGGUUAUGUUUUCCCCCAGUUGGUACACCGAAAAGCUAUACAUUAUUUUUGGGGGGAGACAUGUAUCGCCGCCUAUUUCUUCCCAUUGCCAAACUUUCCUUGUUAUCUAUCCUCUACCUCACAUAACCAACAAACCCCACCCCCAAAAAAAAUUUAUAGAGUUUGUCCUGAAGUAAUUUUAUUGAACCAGUUUGAGAUUAGCCCCAAUCUCUUCUCGGAGCACCAUGCCAUAGGCAGAAGUUCAGGCAGCCAUUUCGUCCCAGUUGCGCCUUGUCACGUUUGAGCUAUCUUUACCCUGUGAUUUACUUUUAGAAAGGAUGAUCAUGGUGGGAAUAUUUACAGACAGCUGUUAGACCGCACUAUAUGCUUAACCAGUAACCCUAUAUUUUUCUUUAUAUAUUUUGUAAAUAUAACCCCUGGUAACUGGCGGAGCAUAGUGAUGCUGCUUCAAAAAGUCUGUUAUUCCUCCUUUGGGAACAUUCAUUCAACGAUGAAGGGGAUUGACCAGGAGAUGGCCCAUGCCAGAGGGUGUCUCUCUCUCUGUCUGUAGUCCCAGUCGGCAUUCACGUAAUAAGGAAUUCCCUCGGCCACAAAUUGGGGAAAAACAACAUUCUUUCCUAUUGACCCCCAUUGUAAAAGAGGCAACUUCGUCGUCGUUUUUUUACAAUGACGAAAAGCUGCUGUGUUCUUCAAUGUAACCAGGUKAAAAAAUCCUGACCUACGGUUCGCAAUGCUCCCACGUAGGGUAAUAGAGCCUGCGAGAAGAACCCUGUGCUGUGGCUUCAGGCUAUUCGGCGUGGGAGAGGGGGAAAUCUGGGGACCCGGUGUCCAAGUAGGCUACACGUAGCUAGGUGUGUGGAAAACAUUUAAAUCACAGCUAAGACAUUUAACUUGUUUAA
Salvelinus sp. IW2-2015 is the source of this 2682-nucleotide messenger RNA. RefSeq names its product fibroblast growth factor 4B-like. Gene Ontology annotation, molecular function: fibroblast growth factor receptor binding; growth factor activity. Gene Ontology annotation, cellular component: cytoplasm. NCBI's taxonomy places the organism in Eukaryota, Metazoa, Chordata, Actinopteri, Salmoniformes, Salmonidae. The record is from RefSeq and is a predicted model, not a curated record. Gene Ontology annotation, biological process: positive regulation of cell population proliferation; positive regulation of protein phosphorylation; fibroblast growth factor receptor signaling pathway.